This is a messenger RNA of Corylus avellana, 2378 nucleotides long. NCBI's taxonomy places the organism in Eukaryota, Viridiplantae, Streptophyta, Magnoliopsida, Fagales, Betulaceae. The record is from RefSeq and is a predicted model, not a curated record.
GACGGUGUGGUUAACGGUUUUAUGAUUUGAAAAAAUCGCUAACCGCUUGUACACCCCUAUACUGCAUAUUUUUUUUGAUCAUGAGUUGUCAUUAGAGUAGCCAGUAGGGCUGAAAUAGCGGGCAUGCCAAUCGCCCUAAUCGCUAACCGCUUUUGAAGGUGAUUAGAAAAAACUGCUAAUCGCCUAGGACGGUGUCGUUAGCAAUUUUAUGAUUUGGAAAAACUGCUAACCCCACACACACACACACGGUUUUAUAAUUUGGAAAAACCGCUAACCCCCCCCACACACACACACACACACAUAUAUAUAUAUAUAUAUAUAUAUAUAUAUAUGAAACGACAUCGUUUUGGUCUUCUUCUUUUUUUCUCUUUUUUCAUUUUAAAAAGCAGUUAGUGGUACCGCUUAGCGGAGGUGAUUAUCCGAUUUUACUAACCGCUUAGGCGGUUGUAAGUAGCAGUUUUAGCUAAAAAUCACUUAUUGUAACUGCAUUUUCACCCUUAAAUUAGAGUAAGCAGGCAAUACUGGAGUAUGUGCUACACCUGCAACACUUGGACAAAGGGGAAUUGAAUUGGAUGAACAAAUUAGACGUUAUUAAGUCAUAUGAACAAAAUUAUGGUUUCCUAUAGCCAUCUAUAGACGCCCAGCUGAGAAUUUUUUUAAAAAAAAAUUUCAGAUGAUCAAUUUAUGCAAUGUCUACAAGGGGAUGACAUGUUAAUUUUCGUGCACUUUCUCCUUUUUAAAAUUCCUUGAAUUACUAUUUGCUUUCCACAUGACCUUGUGCUUAGUUCAUGCUAUAUAUUUGUGAAGUGCAGAGCAGAGAGUAUACGGCGAGGCAAAGAAACUAUUAGUAGACGGACCAUCACUUGAUGGAGAGAUAUUUAUAAUACUCUAUUCAAAGAAUGGAUCCCUCCAAUUCCUUUGAAUCUCAAGCAUCUGUUAAUACUAAUCAGCCUGAGCAAACAGAGACCAUCACUUGCAUGGAUCGUGAUUCCUACAAUGCUGCAGCAGAAGGCAGAAUCGAGUUCUUCAAAAAUAUCAUCAAUCAUGAGUCUCUACUAACCCCAAAUAAAAAUACAAUCCUCCAUAUUUACAUCACAGCCCUCAAUUCUGGAUCCAAUUCAACAACCCCCAAUGCAGUAUCGGAAUCAACAAAAACCCUUAAUGCAGGAACAAAAUCAACAACCCUUAUUGGACGAUUAGGAUCAACAACUAACUCUCUGAAAAAAAUUCUCAAAAUCCGUCCCUCAUUAUUACGGCAAGCCAAUGCCAAAAGUGCAAGAGGAUAUGGAGGAGGAGAUGGAGGAGGAUAUGGAGGAGGAGGAGCGGAAACAACAACCCUCGAUGGAGGAGCGGAAUCAACAACCAACUUUGUGGAAGAAAUUCUUAAAAAGUGUCCCUCACUGUUAUGGCAAGCGAAUGCCAAAUGUGAAACUCCAUUGCACAUUGCGGCAAGGUACGGGCAUGAUGGCAUAGUGGAAGUUCUAAUCGAAUAUUGUGCCCAAACUCGCGCCCAAACUCGCCAUGAUCAAGACCUUGAAGAGGAGAUUGAACCAGUAAAGGAACUGCUGAGGAUGACGAACAAAGAGAAAGACACGGCUUUGCAUGAGGCUGUACGUUAUAAUCACCUUGAGGUGGUAAAAUUGUUGAUUAGUAAAGACCCAGAUUUUUCAUAUUCUGCUAAUGAUGCUGGUGAGACUCCACUUUACAUAGCUGCCGAGAGAGGGUUUAAAGAUUUGUUGUUCGAAAUUUUAGACAAAUGCAAAUCACCAAUGCAUGGGGGUCCCCUUGGUAGGACGGCUUUGCAUGCUGCCCUAUUGCCGCGUUACAGAUAUUAUGAAAGAAUUCUGGAAAAAAUUGAUGGUAUAAGUAGAAAAAAGGACAAUAACGGUUGGACUCCACUUCACUUGGCUGCAUACUUCGGCUUUCCAAGCAUGGUUGAGCAGUUGUUGGAUAAAGAUAGAGAAGUAGCAUACAUGAAAGACACAAAGAGUAUGACACCUCUUCAUAUUGCAGCUCAACAUGGUAAUUAUUUGGCAAUGAAGGUGAUUGUAGAAAGGUGUCCAGAUUGUUGCGAACUGGUUGAUAACAGAGGUUGGAAUGUACUCCAUUUUGCUAUCAAAGGAAGGAGGAGUUAUAAGCUAAACACUAUCGUGGAUAUUAUAAUAGAAAAUUGGUCUUUCAGUAACCUUUUGAAUGAGAAGAAUGCCGAUGGGGAUACACCUCUUCAUUUCUAUGCCACUACUUCUUCGGAAUCAUUAUUAAAGUUAAAGAAGUUCGUUAGUCACCCUCGACUCGACGAGAUGGCCUUCAACAAACAACACCUCAACGCGUGGGAUAUCUCUGCCGCAACUGAAAAACGUUCAUGGACAGAGAUUUAA